Molecule: messenger RNA, 1490 nt
Organism: Heterotrigona itama
Lineage: Eukaryota; Metazoa; Arthropoda; Insecta; Hymenoptera; Apidae
Source: the annotation of a GenBank genome assembly
AUGUCAAUCAUGGAUAAAAAGAAAAACCAAGAAACUUUGGAGAAGGAAGAACUUCAAUUGCUCAGCAAAACGGUAAAUAUACCUAAUUUAAUUAUUUUGUUUAACAAAUAAAUAUAACAUUGAAGAAUAUCAUACAAUAUAUAGAAAAAUAUUUAAAAAAUAGUUAAUUAUAUAAAUAGUAUAAAUAUUCUAUGAAUAAUAUAUUUUUGUUAGGAGCUGAUAGAAAAAAUAAUAAAAUUAGAAGGAGAAAAUAAACAACUGAAAGCAAUAAAUGAAAAAUCAAAGAAUAAAAAUAUUAUUCAUAAAUCACAAAAACCAUUUGACUUUUCAAAAUGUAGUAAGAGGCAUAUUCUUUUGAAAUUCUACUAUCUUGGAUGGGAUUAUAAUGGUUUUGUUGUACAAGAGAGCAUUAAUAAUACAAUUGAGGAAUACUUAUUUGAAGCAUUAAUAAAAAGUUGUUGUAUAGAAUCUCGCGAAACAUCAAAUUACCAUAGAUGUGGAAGAACAGAUAAAGGUGUCAGUUCAUUUUCACAAGUGAUUUCCAUAGAUUUAAGGAGUAAAUUAAAUCCAGAAGAUCAAUAUAAAUUAGAAGAUGAACUUCCAUACUGCAAAAUAUUAAAUAGAUUACUUCCUUCUAACAUAAGAUGUAUUGCGUGGUGUCCAGUACCUAGUGAUUUUUCAGCAAGAUUUAACUGUAAAUUUCGAACAUACAAGUACUUUUUCCCAAGAGGAAAGUUAGACAUAAGUUUAAUGGACAAAGCUGUUAAAUAUAUUAUAGGAGAGCAUGAUUUUCGAAAUAUUUGUAAAAUGGAUGUUGCCAAUGGUGUUAUUAGUUAUCUAAGAAAAGUUAUCAAUGCAGAAGUAUGUAUGUAUCGUCGAGAUUUUAGGAAUGUUUCAGGAUAUGACGUGUGUCAAUUAAUUAUAACAAGUCAAGCAUUUUUAUGGCACCAAAUUCGGUGUUUAAUGGGUGUUUUGUUCCUUAUUGGUCAAGGAAAGGAAGAACCUGAGAUUAUUUUAGAGCUUCUGAAUAUUGAAAAAUAUCCUAAGAAACCACAAUAUAAUUUAGCUCAUGAAAUACCAUUAAAUCUUUGGUAUUGUGAGUAUGAUACCAAGGAAUGGUACAUUGAUAAAGAUGAAUUAAUAAAUACAAUAAAAUUUCUACAAAAGGAUUGGACUUUGAACACGAUAAAGUCAGUCAUGAUUGAAAAUAUGUUAUCGGAUUUGGAAGAUUCAAUAGAUUGUAAAGAUACGCUUUUUCAAAGCAAUUGUUUAUUACUUGGUAUACAACCUAGAGUGUAUCAACGAUUAAUGAAACGACCCACUUGUGGUUAGUAUUCGAAUCCUAUAAUUUUUCUAUUUUCAAUGUUUCGAGAGGAAAUAAUUACAUUAAAUGUACAAUUUUUCUUACAGAGAGCUUGGAAAAUAAAAUAAAACACUAUGAAAGUAAAAAAAAGAAGAAAGAGGAGCACGAAAAGAAUGAUAAGAAAUAA